UCGUUUUUUGGGAGUAUGGGGUGUGGGUUAUGGAGUGUGGGUUAUGGAGUGUGUGGUGCGUGUGCUCGGAGCGUGGCACCCAUUAAGAUCAUUCGAUGGAGAUGGAGACGAAGGUGGAGGUGGUGGGGCCGGGCCAGAGAGCAGUGCUUUGACUAUAAAAGUUGCGAUCGCGACACUUGGAGACAUAGUUCAGUGCAGGAGCCGCAGCAGCCACCAAGUCAGCCAAUUCACCAAAUCCCAAACCAAGUCCAAGCCAAAAUGUUCGCUCUCGUCUCUCUUUUCAUCCUGGGUGUUGGAGCAGCCGCUGCCAUCGAGCUGCCGAUCAGCCCGCUUUACCACUCACCCGCCCUUGUGAAGCCCCUGCUGAAGACCAUCGAGGUGGAGGCACCUGCCCACUACGACUUCGCCUACUCGGUGCACGACGAGCACACCGGCGACAUCAAGAGCCAGACGGAGUCCCGGAAGGGCGACCAGGUCCAGGGCCAGUACACGCUGGUCGAUGCCGAUGGGUAUCUGCGCACCGUGGACUACACCUCGGAUGCCCACAACGGAUUCAAUGCCGUCGUUCGUCGCGAUCCGCUGGGCCACAAGGUGGUCAAGGCCGCGCCCAUUGCCAAGAUCCUGGCCCCCGCCCCCCUGCCGCUGGCCUAUGCGGCACCCAAGCUCCUCGCCCCCGUCAAACUUCCCCUGGGUGUUUACCACUAAGCUCUGGGCAGAAGAACUGAUCGAGAGAGAUAGCAAACACUGACUUCAUCGCAUCGACGACGACGACCCAUACGCAUCCGCAUCUGUAUCUGUAUCUGUAUCUGAACUGUUGCUUAACUACCCAGACACCUCGUAUUGUAUCUACCUUUCUCUGAACCUAUCUUAUUUUCCUACUCUACGAUAUCUCUAUUUAGUCUUUUCGGCAUUGUGUCAUCGAAUGUGCCAUAAAUCGAUGGCCGAGGGCCUCUAUCUCAUCUAUGUAAAUACUUUGUGCAUAUAGAAGGCAAUAAAUGCAUUUUUAGAAAACAUA
Messenger RNA from Drosophila gunungcola (fruit fly), 1015 nucleotides. It is a transcript of the gene Cpr30F, whose product is annotated as cuticle protein 7. The transcript is spliced from 2 exons. Lineage: Eukaryota; Metazoa; Arthropoda; Insecta; Diptera; Drosophilidae. The record is from RefSeq and is a predicted model, not a curated record. Gene Ontology annotation, cellular component: extracellular matrix. Bases 16 to 705 code for a protein of 229 amino acids.